Molecule: messenger RNA, 1594 nt
Organism: Drosophila albomicans
Lineage: Eukaryota; Metazoa; Arthropoda; Insecta; Diptera; Drosophilidae
Product: CAAX prenyl protease 1 homolog
Exons: 1
Coding region: 92-1552 (486 amino acids)
Biological process (GO): CAAX-box protein processing
Cellular component (GO): endoplasmic reticulum membrane
Molecular function (GO): metalloendopeptidase activity
Source: RefSeq, a predicted model, not a curated record
AAGUACUGUACAUUCGAGCACAACUAGAAAAGUAAACUCUGAAAUAGCUUUUCGAAAUAAAGUCCCUUUAAUCUGAGACUCGCUUGCAAAGAUGGGUGGUAACUCAAAGAUGGGUGGUAACUCGGGAUAUUCCUUGUAUCAAUACCCGAUGCAAAGUCAGCCAAUGGAGAUUGUGUACACGGGCAUUGGAUUUCGAAUGGUGCCAGACGCCCUCAGCCUGAAUGAUCCUGUGUUUUUGCGACAUCUUCUGGUCUUGAUGUGCGUAGUACGCAACCUAUUCCAUAUGUAUCUCUGCUGGCGACAAUUGCGUCUCUGCCAGUGGACGAAGACUGUGCCAAGGCAAAUGCAGGCAACAUUAACCGCAGAUGACUUUCGUGCGGCCAGAGCUGAAGAGAGCUUCAACGUGGAGCAGAAACUAAUGGCGUAUCUUUUCGAUGCGAUAUUCAGUUGCAUCGAGUUGUACUUUGGUGUUCUUCCAUUUCUCUGGCGCGCCAUCAUCACCUGCUACAGCAUCGUGGACGAUCUGGUGUGGCAGAGUCUGGCCUAUGUCAGUCUCUUCUCCUGCUACAUGAUGCUGCGUGGCUUGCCGCAGGUAUUCUACACCAAAUUGGUGCUGGUCACCUUCUACGAAGUGAGUGACGACAAAUCGAUUCCUUUGGUGGGACUGCUGUGCUCCUUCACGCUGCUUGUGGUGCUGCUGCAGGUGGGACUCUUUCCACUCACUUUAGUGUUCUUGAUAAUCGAAGAGAAAGGCGGCACGUACUUUAGUCUUUGGAUUUGGGGCUUCCUGUUCGUUACGACACUGAUCCCCUUACUGGUUUGCAAUCUGUAUGGAAUGUGGUGUGUAGGCAAGCGAAGCAAAUUGCCAGCGGGUGCUUUAAGCAAUGCGCUCGCCGAUGUGCUGAAACAAUUCAAGUUUCCGUCCGACCGCGUUUACGUUUUACGCACAUUUCAGACCGUAAACGAGACAGUAUUUGCCUUUGGCUGUUGGUGUACCAAACAUGUGGUCAUACUCGAGAAUCUCUUGUUUAAUCAAGGCCGACCAGAGUCCGAAUUGCAUCCCGAUGACGUGGGUCGGGGUCUUAAGGAUGAUCAGGUGGUGGCCUAUGUAGCCCAUCAGCUCGCUCAUUGGCGCUAUAAACAUACUUGGAUCACCUUCUUUUUGGCACAUGCUACGCUGCUCAUCUAUCUCAUUUUAUUCGGCACCUGCUACAGACACACGGUGUUAUAUGAGGCAGCGGGAUUUCCUCAGAACUUCUAUCCACCAAUCAUUGGCUAUUGGCUGGUCUACAAGUAUGUGAUGCCACUGUAUUUGACCAUCACCAACUGGAUUGUCUUUUACUUUAUGCGUCGCUUUGAGUUUAUCGCGGAUGCUUACACUCAUAAAAUUGGAUAUAGUUCAGCGUUUAUUUCGGCACUACUCAAACUAGUUAUCGAUAAUCGUGUGUUUCCCUAUGUGGAUCCUUGGUAUCUCAUGUGGCAUCGCAUGAAGCCAUCGCCGCUGCAACGUAUCAAGCACCUGCUGCGCUUGCAGAACGUCAAUAAUGUCUAGAAUAUCAAAUAUAUAAGAAAAUUUUUAUUAAGUGAAUCAUUU